UCAGAAUUUGAACUAGGCAAGGCAUUUAAGAAGAGAUCCUUAUUUUCAAUGACAGCGGAUCAACUGCCUUGUUCAGGGGUAAAACGACAUAUUUUUUACCUUGUCAGCUCGGGGAUUCGAGUCCAACGCUCUAACCACUAGGCUACCUGCCGCCCCAAUUAAUCGGCUUGUCAAAAAAUUGAAGGAUACAAACCACUGAUCAUGACAAUGGGGUGAAAUUCCUGGACAACAGUCGUUAUCGUCCAUUCCAUAUUGUCCAUUUUAAUUUGACAUGUGCUGUUUUUAGGAUAUGUGGUUUGUUAACAUAACAGGCCUUUUUUUGUUUUGAUUGAGCGUCAUUUAGGUUAGGCUAUUUGAUUGUAAAAAGUGUCCCUCUCAUUACAUUUUAUCUCCAGCCUGUAAGCUACAGAAAAGGCCACAUUCUCUUUCUACCAUAUUUAUAUAGCUAAUGUGCAGCCUCCCUGUCCUGGUGCACUGCACUAGUAGCUAGGUAAGUGUUCUAUCUAGCCAAGACGUCAUUACCAGAGAAAUCGCGGGCAUUUGCGCGUGACCAUCUGACUGGCUAGGAGGAGACCUGGCUCACCAGCUAGUCAGAUUCUUUGAGUGGACACUGCAAUAAGAUGAGAAGAUAUGAAAUGCAGCAGGCCAGACCUACUGCAGGUUGUUUCCUUUCCAGGCUGCCUCUCUGUGCCUCUGUUUACCCAGAAGAAAAGGAGCAGGCUGCCUUUGACAUCCAAUCCCUCUGAGAAUGAAUUCUGCUCCAGCAAUGACUACAUGUCCACACACAGCGCUGUUUCAUCCAACAACAUAUCUGGUAACACAGAAUAUUUCCAAGAUCAAGACCCAAGCUGUCCUGCACCUGCUGCUCAGAACAGUCAGUGGAACAGACAAGGCAACCAGCAUCAGUCUCAACCACAGUUUCAGUAUCCAAACAGUCGACUUGCACCUGAACCCGUGAGAAGAAACUUUGCACCUCUACCACACCCAUAUAAAGCUGUGAAUACAGGUCCGCAGAUAGGACAGCAACAGCCACCAGUGAGGCAGGACUCCAGAGCCCCUAUAAACCCCAGACAGAGCAACUACAACGGCCCUUGCAGCAGUGGGAACACACAGAGCAAGCCAGUACCCCCAGGUAGCUACUCUCAUAUGGGUCAGCAGCAGCAGUCUGGCUACAGACAGGGACAGGCCAACCCACCAGAGCCUCCUUUCUGCUCCCAGCAGUCUACACCCAUUACCACAACAAGCAGACCAACUCCUGGCCCUCCAAACAGACCAACUCCUGGCCCUCCAAACAGACCAACUCCUAGACCUGGACCACAGCAGCAGAAGCAGGACACAUCCUGGAAGUUUAAAAUGACCACCAACACUGUGCUACAGAAACAGCUGAUGGACAGUAGAGACAUAUUUCAAUCUCAAAAUACCUCUCAGUCUCAGGUACAACAUACACCACCUGUGUUCCAGAUCAAACCAGCAACUGAGAACUCUUUGAGGAUCCUGACUGCUGUCAUCGAUGGCAUGAGACACUGGAGCCAGUUCAAGGACAGUGCUCCGUACCUAUUUGAGAUUUUCGCUACUCUUGACUCUGCAGUCACCGCCGGGUCUCAUGGAGCUAAGAACUUCCUCAUGAGAGAUGGGAAAGAGGUGGUGCAGUGUGUCUUCUAUGAAAAUGAGCUGGACCUUCCCAGGCUGAUCAGAGGACAGGUGCACCGCUGUGUGGGAAACUACGACCGCACCAGGGACACACUCACCUGCAUGUCUGUCAGGGCUGCCCUGCACUCCGAGCAGAUGAAUGCACAGGAGUCUGUCAAAGCAUCGGAUGCUGAGAUGAGGGGCCUGGUGAAAUCACUCAGUGAAGUCUGAUCAGAGGCACAGAAACACGUGAAGGGCAAUUCAAGGGCAAUACAAUUGUUUUUGUCCAUGGUUCCUUGUGAAUAUCACUAUAUGGCAAGUGUUCUCCUUUUCAUUAGAAACUGCGGGAUCCUAUAUUUCAAGCGUUGUCAUCUUUAUUAGAAACUGAAGGAUCCUAUAUAAUGUCCUGCUGUAUAUACAGUGCCUUCGAAAAGUAUUCAGACCCCUUGACCUUUUCUAAAUUGUUACGUUCGCCUUAUUCUAAAAUUGAUUAAAUAGUUUCCCCACUCGUCAAUCUACAUACACAA
This is a messenger RNA of Oncorhynchus gorbuscha (pink salmon), 2156 nucleotides long. RefSeq names its product spermatogenesis-associated protein 22. Bases 631 to 1860 code for a protein of 409 amino acids. NCBI's taxonomy places the organism in Eukaryota, Metazoa, Chordata, Actinopteri, Salmoniformes, Salmonidae. The record is from RefSeq and is a predicted model, not a curated record. Gene Ontology annotation, biological process: meiotic DNA repair synthesis; regulation of meiotic cell cycle; gamete generation. The transcript is spliced from 8 exons.